Messenger RNA from Arabidopsis thaliana (thale cress), 3110 nucleotides. RefSeq lists its product as hypothetical. The coding region runs from base 386 to 2905 and encodes 839 amino acids. The record is from RefSeq and is marked reviewed. The transcript has 3 exons. Lineage: Eukaryota; Viridiplantae; Streptophyta; Magnoliopsida; Brassicales; Brassicaceae.
GGAAAAAAAAAAAACAACUUCGACGAAAGACUCGGCGAACAAAACACACUCGCUUCAACAACUCUCUAUCUCUCUCUACUUGUCACUCUCUAAUCUACACACAAUUAACAAAGCUCAAUCUCUCUCUUCUCUUACUCUCUACCUCUGUAGCUGAUAGGGUCAGCUUCGUCGGCGCUAUUUCUGCCGGAUUUCACGGACGAUUUGAGAUCUGUUCUUCCUUCUUCUUUUUUCCUCUCCUGAUCUGAUUCAACUCUAAUCUGCUUCAGUCUCUGUGUUACGAACUGAUUCCGUUCAGUGAAAAAAAAUGUUGAGCGUUUCAAGCUUCUGCAGUUUAAUGGGAGACUGAGGAGUCAUUUGAGUGAAACGUUUGGAACUUUGGAAACAGAUGGAGUGUCGUUUGGAGUUGAAGAAAGGUUCUUGUGAUAGACCACCAUUUGUAGCUGCUGAGAAGAAGGUAUUAACUAAGGAAAGCUCAAAGGCAUUUACACCGGAUAAGUUUAGAGACGAUAAACGCGGGUUAUCUUACUCCGAUUUCCACCGCGAGAUCACGAAAAAAGUUGAAGAUGUAUGUCCUAAACGCUUGGAGAAUCGUUUGAAGUCAAGGAUAGGUAGAACUGCUUCAGGAGAAAGAGAUCUUGUGAAGUACAAGUCUUAUGUGCCGAGUUAUAUAAAGAAAUGUGAUAAAGUUGAAGACAAGAGUGUUAAAGCUGGUGGUGUUAUUGGUUCACAGGAGCUAAGGAAUAUGCAAGGGAUUGAUAAACUGAUGGAUAAGCAUACGAGGUCUUCCUUGUCUAAUACAAGUACAUCGUCUUCUCUCUGGACUGAUGAGUCAUCGACUGAUUCCAGUAGAGGUCUUUGUGCUUCUCCUUUUCGUAAAAAGAUCAAUCACCCUCCUUUGCAGUAUUAUCUCAUGUCUUCUAAGCCUGGAGAUAAUUUUCAAGAUUUGGAGCCACCUCAAGAUAACGGUGAUACUUCUCACAGUCAUAGAAGAGAUGGGCAGUUUCAUCAGACCCCUCGUGCAACUGCGGUCCAACAGAAUGAGAAGAAAGAUACUGAUGUUAAGAUUGUUCCAAAGACAAGAACUCUCUUUAGUCCAUCGAAGCCAGAUAGUCCUUCUUGCACAAGGAUAAUAUCAAAGAAUCUAGCCGAGGAUUUUAAGAAGAAAGGAGAGAAGUUGGAAGAGAGAAUCCGAAAUCCUCGUGUUCAUGAUCUCUUUGGAAAAGAAAAGCCUGCUGCUGUAUUUGUACCAGGGAUUGUUUCUCAGAAACAGUUUAUUGGUUUGUCCAAGUUCUAUGAUUCGAAAGUGUUACUAGCUGAGCGAUUGGCGGAAAGUAACCGAAAGGGGUUCACAGAGAGGUUAGCGCAUGGGAAAACUGCAGUUCUUGACUCUGAUGUAGGUCCUUUCCGACGUGAAGCUGAUGGAGGAAGUAAGCCAUUCUUAAAACGUAUCAGCUUCUUAUCAGAAAGAUCAUGUUCAGCUCCACGAUCAAGAAAGGCUGAAUCUAGUCCCUCUAGAAGCAGGACUCUAGAUAGAAGGUCAACAGAAACAUUACCUAAACAGUCAGAUCAGAAACCAGCUAAAGUCUUAUCAGAAAGAGCUAGGAGCAUUUCACCAUUUCGCCGACUCAGCUUCAGCAUUGGAAAGUCCAGUAAAAACUCCAACACCGAAGAUGCUAAGACUCCUCCACACUUAAGCACAGCACUUAUUUCAUCACGAGCUGGUUUAGACAAUCCAUCUGCCUCUUCUUUCAGUGACAGCUCUUCUUUUGAUAAAACCAGUGCAGCAAACAGAGGCAGGUCUAGUCCAUUGAGAAGGUUACUCGAUCCUUUAAUAAAACCAAAAUCAAGCCACUCAUGUAGAUCUCCUGAGCCAUCACUAAAGGAAGCACCUUCAAGUCAACCAUCUUCGUCAUCCUUUCUGUCGAGAAAUGGAAAAUCUUCAACUGUUCAGGCUCUAUUUCGUGUGACAUCUAAGAAUGAUCAACCACUCUUCACUUUUGCGGUUGAAAAGGAACAAAGUAUUACAGCAGCUACAAUAAGAAAACAGACUCUCCCAGAGAAGGAAGACUAUGGACACAAGUAUACUUUUUUCACUGUUCAAGAAGUACAGAAGAAAAAUGCAAAAUGGAUGAACAACAGCAGGAAAGUCCAAAGCCAAGAGUACACAUCCAACAUUGUCGCUCAGAUGAGAGUCUCAGAUCCUAAGCCUCUAUUUCUCGCUGGAGAAAGAUCUGCGGAAAACCUCUUAACUAGAGAGUUUGUACUUGUUGCAUCUGAAUCGCAGCGGACUAACGAGCUAGCUGCCAUGGUGAUCAAGAUACCAAAACUUACAGACACAACAAGCUCAACCACUCUUGGAGAUUACUUUGCAGAGGUUAACGCAACAGUGGUACUUCCAAGUGGAGUUCACAGUCUCCCGCACAAAGGAGGGCCGUCAUCACUGAUCCAACGAUGGAAAUCAGAUGGAUCAUGUGACUGUGGAGGCUGGGACACGGGAUGUAACCUUAGAAUCCUCACAAAUCAGCAUAAUAAACCCAUAAACCCUUCUCCAACCACUUCAGAUGCCUUCAAGCUUUUCUUUCAGGGAGGAGUACAGGAGAAUAACAACCAACCAUACUUGAGUUUCACUACAUACAGAGAAGGUGUUUACGCGGUUGAGUACAAUACAUCGCUCUCACUCUUGCAAGCAUUCUCCAUUUGUAUAGCGGUUAACGAGGGACGAAAUCCGUUAAUAAAGACCACCGUGGAACCCAACACUUCACGUGUAGAGAAGAAAGCUUAUGGAGGAGAGAUGUCAUCGAUUCAAAACGAGAAUUUGAAGUCAUUUUCAGGUCCUAUUGAAGCUGAGGCUCCGGCUAGGUAUCUCUCACACCACCCACCUUUGUCUCCUGUUGGGAGGGUUUAGUUGCUUCUUCAAAUAAUCUUGUUAUAUAUAUUUUUUUCUUUUCUUUUCUCUUCUGAUGGGGUUCGUAUUUUCUGUGUAAUUACGGCGUGGAAGUAGAUUACGUUAAAUAGAGAAAUUUGUGAAACUUGUUGUAAUCGAAUAUCCACAUUUAAGCUAAUAAAAACUCUUAUGUUCUUGACUUCUUUCUUCUUCAAUUACAAUUACC